Messenger RNA from Carassius auratus (goldfish), 1099 nucleotides. RefSeq names its product U2 small nuclear ribonucleoprotein A'-like. Gene Ontology annotation, molecular function: U2 snRNA binding; protein binding. Bases 134 to 973 code for a protein of 279 amino acids. The record is from RefSeq and is a predicted model, not a curated record. The transcript is spliced from 9 exons. Gene Ontology annotation, cellular component: U2 snRNP. NCBI's taxonomy places the organism in Eukaryota, Metazoa, Chordata, Actinopteri, Cypriniformes, Cyprinidae. Gene Ontology annotation, biological process: mRNA splicing, via spliceosome.
UCUCGCGCAGUCGUGUCGCUCGUUUCGAGAAGAACAAAACAGACGCUUCCGUUCGGCGGCAGCGCGUGUGCGAAUCAAAUAUUUGUAAUAAAGUUGUGAUCUAAAGUCUGAGUCGUUCCUCUCAGCGGCUGACAUGGUGAAGUUGACGGCGGAGCUGAUCGAGCAGGCGGCGCAGUACACGAACCCUGUGCGGGACAGAGAGCUCGAGCUGCGCGGCUAUAAGAUCCCCGUGCUGGAGAAUCUGGGCGCCACACUCGAUCAGUUUGACACCAUUGAUCUGUCCGAUAAUGAGAUCAGAAAGCUGGACGGAUUCCCGCUGCUGAAGAGACUCAAAACACUGCUGAUGAACAACAACCGGAUCUGCCGAAUUGGAGAGAACCUGGAGCAGUCUUUACCAGACCUGAAAGAGCUCAUUCUCACAAGCAACAACAUUCAAGAACUGGGUGAUUUGGAUCCUCUUGCAUCAGUCAAAUCAUUGUCCCUCCUCAGUCUCCUCAGGAAUCCAGUUACUAACAAGAAACAUUACAGAUUAUAUGUCAUCAAUAAAAUACCACAGAUCCGAGUUCUGGACUUCCAGAAGGUGAAAAUGAAGGAACGGCAGGAGGCUGACAAAAUGUUCAAAGGCAAACGAGGUGCCCAGCUUGCAAAGGAUAUUGCCAAGCAAACCAAAACGUUCACUCCAGGAGCAGCACUUCAGACUGAGAUCAAAACAGGGCCGUCAGCUGCAGAUGUUGAAGCCAUCAAGAAUGCUAUUGCUAAUGCCACAUCACUGGCUGAAGUCGAGCGGCUGAAGGGACUCCUGCAGUCCGGACAGAUCCCUGGACGAGAGCUGCGAUCAGGAGCACCUAACAUGGUGGAGGAAGAGGAGGAGAUGCAGGAGUCCGAGGCCAUGUGUGAAGAGACGCAGGGAGCAGAGGGAGAAAACGGAGACGCUGAUGACAUGCAGGAAGAUGUGCACAUGAAUGGAUCAUAGAUAUGUUCGCUGGUUGAUGUUUUUAAGAAUCGUCAAUGCUUUUUGAUGCCGUGUUUGACAGCACUUCUUUCAAUAAGUGUUGUUUUUUUUUGUAAAGUACAUUAAACUUUUUUUUAUUAACAUUGA